AUGGCGUUAUUUAUAUUCCUUCUUUUUUAUCUCCGCAUAGUAUUUAUACAUUUUGGGUCUGUUGCGCUGGCGCAACGUCCUCAGGAUGUGCUUUCCCCGCAACAACCUUUCGCAGAUGAGCAGGAAGUGCUCAGUAACUCAGGCAGACCGAUACAAGAAUGGCCAUUGACACCGCCCAACCCGACUCACGAAACUGGCGAUUCCAUCCGUAGCACGUUGAAGGAUCUUGUGGAUGCCCUGGGUGUGAUGCAAAAUGAAUAUUUUGAGCUAUGGCAGGGCAAAUGGCCGACUGCGAUCGACUGGACUGCAGCUGUCUUAGGGACACAUGUCGCCGCUACACUCUCGUCAUUGACGUCUACUGUGGGCGAUCAUCUGCUAUCGACACUAUCACCAGAUACCGAUGACGUCCAGAAUGAACGCGAAUCUGCUCUCGAGCGCUCACUGGCGUUUGAGAACUUCAUCAACCGCUUUUUCGACCAGACGUCUGCGUUCUACUUUGGUGAAGAUGCGAUUUCCGUCAGAGGACAAGCAUUCGAUGACAUGUUAUGGGUUGUGCUUGGAUGGCUGGAAAACGUCAAGUUUCAGGUUCUCCAUUCCGAUCUACACUAUGCUCGUUCAAAUACAACCUCGAAUCAACGCUGGCAUGGAACUCAAUUCCGAAUCCCAGCAGCUCAUCGAGCACGACUGUUUCACGGGCUCGCUUCUGGCGGAUGGGACUCUUCGCUCUGCGAGGGUGGGAUGAUUUGGAGUCCCUAUCUUACCCCAUACAAAAAUGCCAUCACGAACGAGCUGUACAUCUCGGCCAGCAUUGGCAUGUAUCUUUACCAUCCAGGAGACGUGAUCAAUUCCCCCUUUGCCACAGAUGCCCCAGGAAACGAAUUUGCAUCCGACCGAUACCCACAUAACCCUACUUAUCUUCGAGCAGCCAUCAAGGGAUACAAGUGGUUCAAUGCAUCGAACAUGGUCGGUGACGGGGGACUGUACGCUGAUGGGUUCCACAUUAGUGGUUGGCGAAGUGAAGAGGAGCCUGGCUCGCGCAACUGCGAUGUCCUCAACACCAUGGUAUACACUUACAACCAAGGUGUCAUCCUCAGUGGGCUUCGGGGUCUGUGGCUUGCAGCGGGCAACCAGGACUAUCUGCAGGAUGGACACGAACUGAUCCGUAAGGUCAUCCAUGCCACUGGAUGGCCCAAUAGAACCGACCAACAAUGGGCAGGUCUUGGCCGCCGCGGUGUGCUCGAGGAAGUGUGCGACUCUUCCGGCAGCUGUUCCCAGAACGCGCACACAUUCAAAGGCAUCUUCUUCCAUCAUCUCGCCGAGUUCUGCCGGCCCAUUUACCCACAGGAGGAGCGAUUCUUAGCCGCUGCAAAUCGGACAUCGAAAGCCGACGGGGACGAGGGCUGGGAGGACGUGUAUGAAAGGCACUUGGCUCAAUGCCGUGCUUAUCGUGAGUGGAUUGAGCAUAAUGCACACGCCGCGCUUGUUACUAGGAAUGAUGAUGGCAAGUUUGGCACAUGGUGGGGCAAGAAAUAUAGAGUCUUAGGCGAUGCGACCACCGGGGCAAGCCCCUUACCUCCCGGCGCAGUGGACUAUGAGAAUUACGGCGACCAAGGCGAGCGCUGCCCGAUGGAGUUGACAGGUGCGCUGCGCAGCCGUGCGUCCAGAAACGCUGAUAACUCAGCAAGAUCACACUCUCGCGAUCGACAACGAGUCGCUGAGGGCGCCUGGAUUUGGACGAAUAGACCAGUGUUAUCCAAAGUCAAAGCGGAUGACUACAAUGAUCGAGGACGUGGACGUACCGUCGAAACUCAGUCAGGCGGCGUCGCUGUGUUGAGGGCCCUGUAUCAAUGGAAGACGACCGCCUCACUGUCAUAG
Molecule: messenger RNA, 1875 nt
Organism: Aspergillus clavatus NRRL 1
Lineage: Eukaryota; Fungi; Ascomycota; Eurotiomycetes; Eurotiales; Aspergillaceae
Product: putative glycosyl hydrolase
Exons: 1
Coding region: 1-1875 (624 amino acids)
Biological process (GO): carbohydrate metabolic process
Source: RefSeq, a predicted model, not a curated record